GUCGACUGCUGGCAGGGGAGUUGGCUGGCUGCAGCCAUGAAACUGGUGCUGUUGCUGGCCCUCUUCCUGUGGGUUCAGCUCGGGGGUGCCAGGAGGGGGGCCCCCAAGAUGCCCUCCAAGGUGCUGAGCCCCCCAUCUGCUCUGGGCCCCAAAAACCACAGCUCCCCAUCUGCUCCCCUCCCGGAGGACCCAGUCCUCAUAGGCGGCCCCCCAGAGCAGCUGAGUGCCCAGGAUCCAGCCCCACAACUGAGCCCCACGGAGGGCCCCAGCUGGAGGAAGGCGAAGGGACACCGCGGGGCACCCGAGCGAGGGAAAGUGGCCCAGGAGGCGCGGCAGGAUGGGGCCGAGGUCCUGGGGACCCGGAGGGGGUCCCUGCCUGGUGAGGAGACGGGGCCCCCCAGAGCUGCCGGGACGGCACCGGGUGCCAAGGCCAGGUCGGAGCCCCCCGCCACUGCCAGGAACAGCAGCCACAGUGCGGGCGCAGCCCAGGACGCCGGGGUCUCCAGGAGAGCUGGGAAAGGGCAGCAGGUGCUGGGGAAGCAGCCACCCCCCCGGCGGAGCAAUGCCACCCGGCUGGAGGCGGGCAGAACACGGCCGGCCGUGCGGCCCGAGGGGGGACCCAUCAUGCCCUCGCUGCCCACUGCCUGCCUCCUGUCCGACUCGGCCAUCGCCUGCGGAAACGUCCACAUGAAGCAGGUGCCGGCGCUGAGCGACCCCGGGCUAAAAAUGCUUUACCUGGCAGACAACGAGAUCUCCCGGCUGCCGCGCGGGGUCUUUGCGGGGCUCCCCAACCUGGAGUGGGUGGAUCUCAGCAAGAACCAGCUGGACUCCGGGGGCCUGCACCCCGAGGCCUUCCAGAACCUGACCAAGUUGAAGCGGCUGAAUCUAGAUGGGAACCAGCUCACGAGGAUCCCGGCACUGCCCCCGUCCCUGCUGGAGCUAAAAGUGAACGACAAUGGGCUCGAGAGCCUGCAAAGUGACAGCUUUCGAGGACUCUCUAAGCUGUUGACCCUGGAGCUGGAAGGGGACGAGUUGCAUGACGGGAACGUGAUCCCAACCUCCUUCAAACCUUUGCGCAGCCUCAUCUAUCUGCGGCUGGAUCGGAACCGGUUCCGGGCCAUCCCCUCGGGCCUGCCCCCCUCCCUGCAGGAGCUGCAUCUUGACUCCAAUCGCAUAGAGGAGGUGCGGGAGGGGCUGCUCAACAAGACCCUGGACCUCAGCGUCCUGGUUCUGAGCAACAACAAGCUCCAGGAGGAUCGGAUUGCGCCGCGGGCCUGGAUUGACCUGCCGAAGCUGGAGUCCCUGGACCUCUCCUACAACCGGCUGGUGCACGUGCCGUCCUUCCUGCCACGCCGGCUGCGCCAGCUGACCCUGCACCACAACCGCAUUGAGCGCGUCCCGGGCUACGUCUUCGCUCACCUGCGCCCAGGGCUGGAGUCCCUGCACCUGUCCCACAACCGCCUGCGGGCCGAGGGCGUCCACGCCGCCUCCUUCGCCGGGCUGGGCCGGUCCCUGGCCGAGCUGCUGCUGGACCACAACCAGCUGCAGGCCGUGCCCCGGGGGCUGCUGGGCCUCAAGGGGCUGCAGGUCCUGCGGCUGAGCCACAACCUCAUCAGGCAGGUCCCGCUGAACUCGGUGUGCGACACGCGGGUGGCCGAGGACUCCAGCCUGGUCUCCAUGCGCCUGGAGCAGAACCUGAUCGACCCGCGGCGCAUCCCGCCCACGGCCUUCUCCUGCAUCCGGGCCUACCACAGCGUGGUGCUUCACCCGCAGCGCGGCCAGGCCUAGGGGGGUCGGGACCCGGGGCCUGUCGCAGCCUGGGGCCGCCCCCGCUGGGCCUGUCGCAGCCUGGGGCCCCCCCCGCAGCGCGGCCAGGCCUAGGGGGGUCGGGACCCGGGGCCUGUCGCAGCCUGGGGCCGCCCCCGCUGGGCCUGUCGCAGCCUGGGGCCCCCCCCGCAGCGCGGCCAGGCCUAGGGGGGUCGGGACCCGGGGCCUGUCGCAGCCUGGGGCCGCCCCCGCUGGGCCUGUCGCAGCCUGGGGCCCCCCCCGCAGCGCGGCCAGGCCUAGGGGGGUCGGGACCCGGGGCCUGUCGCAGC
Chelonia mydas (Green sea turtle) is the source of this 2096-nucleotide messenger RNA. Its product is annotated as extracellular matrix protein 2. Gene Ontology annotation, cellular component: extracellular matrix. Bases 37 to 1788 code for a protein of 583 amino acids. Gene Ontology annotation, biological process: extracellular matrix organization; positive regulation of cell-substrate adhesion. The transcript is spliced from 9 exons. The record is from RefSeq and is a predicted model, not a curated record. Gene Ontology annotation, molecular function: collagen V binding; heparin binding; protein binding. Lineage: Eukaryota; Metazoa; Chordata; Testudines; Cheloniidae.